This is a messenger RNA of Galeopterus variegatus (Sunda flying lemur), 462 nucleotides long. It is a transcript of the gene TMIE, whose product is annotated as transmembrane inner ear. Lineage: Eukaryota; Metazoa; Chordata; Mammalia; Dermoptera; Cynocephalidae. The coding region runs from base 1 to 462 and encodes 153 amino acids. The record is from RefSeq and is a predicted model, not a curated record. The transcript is spliced from 4 exons.
AUGGCGCGGCAGCGGCGAGGCGCGGGGCGGCUCUGGGCGCUGGGCGGCGCCGCGCUGGGAGUUUGCUUCGCGGGGGUCGCCGGGCAGCUGGUGGAGCCCAGCACGGCCCCACCCAAGCCCAAGCCACCCCCGCUGACCAAGGAGACAGUGGUAUUCUGGGACAUGCGCCUGUGGCACGUGGUGGGCAUCUUUUCGCUCUUCGUGUUGUCUAUCAUUAUCACCCUGUGCUGUGUCUUCAAUUGUCGCGUGCCACGGACCCGGAAGGAGAUCGAAGCCCGGUACCUGCAGCGAAAGGCAGCCAAGAUGUACACGGACAAGUUGGAGACUGUGCCGCCUCUCAAUGAACUCACAGAAAUCCCCGGAGAGGAUAAGAAGAAGAAGAAGAAGGACAGCGUGGACACGGUGGCCAUCAAGGUAGAGGAGGAGGAGAAGAACAAAGCCAAGAAGAAAGGAGAGAAGUGA